AAUAUUUUGAUAAUUAUUUUAAAAACAAAUGUCAAACGAAUUUCUACCGCUAGGUGAUAUAGACGGGUCCGUGUGUCUGAUGAGGAGUUUCGAAGCUUUUAAACCAAGUCAUAGAUAGUGAUCUCUUGGUAUUAUUUACGUUCUUCAAUAAAAAAAAAACCUAGGAAGACAAAAAGCCAAUGUACUGCCAAACAGGUAACUUAAAAGACUCCACAUUACAAUAUUUUAUUGCAGUCACAUAAUAAGUAAAGCACGCAUGGCUUAUCAAAAUAUCGAGCUUUUUUAAAACAAAAAAUAUAACAAAUAUAAAACAAUAUAUAAUAAAAAAGAUGAAAAACUUGUAUGAGAUUAAAAUACUAAAUAUUUUCAAAAUUAUAUGGAGAUCUAGUGUUUUUGCGUUACUAUUUUUCGAAGUAAGUAACUCAAUAUGUUUCAUUUUUAUCUUAAAUAAAAAAAAAGGUAGGUAUUGAAGUUUUUUUCUCUUUUUUAUUUUUUUUAUUGAACACAAAAGUAUAUAAACAACAAAGGCAAAAAUACAUUCACAGUGUAGGUAUUACAGGCUCACGGGAAAAAAUAGAAAAAAUAAAUAGAAAUCUGAAAUUAUAAUUUACAUGAACUUAAAUAUUAAGUAAGAGGGGAAAAAAGAUAAAUAUUAGGGGCAGUAUCACAAUAAAUUAAAUAAUGUCAAUAAGUAAAGCAGCUUCAUAGCACUCUGACCUUUCAUCUUAUUAGGGCUUUGGAAAAACAUUUUAAGUCCUUUUUGAAUAUGAUAAGUAGUGGGGGGGGGGUUUAAAGAAUCUACAUUUAUGGGGUAGAUAUUUAAGUUUUUUUUAAGGGUAGGUAUUAAAGUUACAAGUACAAUCCUUGUUAAACAACGUCACUUUUGAACGUACUUCAUUCAUGCAGUUACAUUUACGUUCCUGUGGGUGGCGGUGUUCUUCUGAUUUUCCCAGGUAAUUAUUCUGCGGUGCGCUAAUGAAUCUUCUCAACUUUCAAGUAGUAUCAAGGUCAGAAACUUGUAGAUGAGCAUUACUGGUGAGGCAACAAGCUAUCUAACAACAGAAACAAAAAACAAAAAAAUCCGAGCCUUUACAUUUCUGCGUUGGACAUCCCCUCCGCCAAUGUAAUGCAGUCUCUUGCACAAGAAAUAAAAUCAUUUUCCAAAAAUAAUUUGCGCAAACAAUGCACCAGAGUGACGACUUUGAGCGGCAGGCGGAUUAUUGAAACAUGGAAAGGAUCAAUUGUACAGGUGGUUGAGGAUACAGUACAGCCUGCAACAGCAUGCGGAUAUGUUCCAGAUAAUAGCUGGGAUCUCCAGGUUGGAUAUAUUAAACCGUAUCUGUUAUUUGGUUCACAAGAUGCUGCUCAUGACUUUGGUACUUUGAUGAAAUUUAAGGUCACACAUAUAUUAAAUGUUGCAUAUGGUGUGGAAAAUGCCUUUCCGGAUUUGUUCAUCUAUAAGACACUGAGCAUACUGGAUCUACCUGACACUGAUAUCAUAUCGUAUAUCCAGGAGUGUGCACAGUUUAUAGACCAGGCUAAAGCUGAGAAAGGAGUUGUGCUGGUCCACUGCAAUUCAGGAGUUUCACGUUCUGUGUCAGUUGUCAUUGGAUAUCUGAUGUUAAGAGAAAAGCAGGCAUUUGGUGAUGCGUUUGCUCUGGUGAAGUCAGCUCGCUCGGCCUCAUGUCCAAACCCAGGUUUCAUGGAACAGCUGAAAAACUUCAGACCACAAGGCGCUACACAAGCGAAUGGUUUGAAACAUGAUUGAACAUAAGUCUAUGUCUGAAUGUUAAAUCCACCGGUUCUUCCAUGGCAGUCUUAUGUAUGGCUUUGAAAUGUUCUUCAGGCAGUACUAGUUCAGGGUUGGGUAAAAUUCAUAAUUCAGGAGUCAUCCCCUUUCAAUUCAUGGGUUGGAAUUUAAUUAACCACGCCACACAGGAAGUGUCAUUGUAAUGAUGACAUGAAGUGAGAUUUAAUGAAUUGCAAUUCAAACUUAUUAAAAAAACUUUAGAAAUAAGUGCUGUGCAUUCUGGGAAAUUAACGAUGGUCCAUAAAACAUUGAUUAUUAUUAUCAUCUAAUGUUUCUGGAUAUACCCACAAAUAUAUAUUUGUUGUGUGUAUGGGUAAAUCAUACUAAAACUAUUAAAUAUAUAAUGUUAAUGUAAUAAUAAAGUAUGAAUUUAUUUGAUAGUUAUUUCAUUUUAGAUUUAUUUCUUAAAUUUUGUUUUAAAUUACAUUCUGUGUUCUCCUUGCAUUCAAGAAUUCAGCAACUGAGUUAGUAGCCUAUAUAAAGUUGAUAAGAAAAGAUAAGAAGUGUCUCUCUCAUUGUAGCAGUUUCAUUAAAAUUCAUAAUAAAGUAGUGUAUUAAAAUGCAGCUUUUAAGAUACAUUCCGUUAAGUUAAUCUUUCCAUUCCACCUUAGCAGAUGUGCUGUUGUCUUAUUUAUAAAUGUUUAUCUUUAAAGUGAGACACUAUCUUUUUUCUCGAUAGUGACACCUUGUGGUCACAGCUCACAUUGAGCAUUUAUAUCAGAUUUGAUUAAUUUCAUUUUAAUAAUAAAGAAUAACAGCCUGUACUUUAUCAUUUUAUCGUCUGUCAACUUCCAUUGUUACCAAUAAAAAUGGGUUAUCUAUAUUUGUGCAAAAUAGUAACUUAUAGUAUCAAUCAAUAUCAA
Misgurnus anguillicaudatus (oriental weatherfish) is the source of this 2673-nucleotide messenger RNA. RefSeq names its product dual specificity phosphatase 19a (gene dusp19a). Gene Ontology annotation, biological process: regulation of MAP kinase activity; protein dephosphorylation. The record is from RefSeq and is a predicted model, not a curated record. Gene Ontology annotation, cellular component: cytoplasm. Gene Ontology annotation, molecular function: JUN kinase phosphatase activity. Lineage: Eukaryota; Metazoa; Chordata; Actinopteri; Cypriniformes; Cobitidae.